UAUAUCAGCCCCAGAGGCAGAGACUGCACUUUUAUUUCCUUCAAGCUGAACAAGUGAACACAACAGAGAAUAUUAGCCUUUUAAUACAAAAAUUAAUGUCUAGCCUGAAAGCCAUGUCACCUAUUUUACUGAACUGUGUGGGGACUGUCGCUGACCAUUCUGAAAAUAGCGAACCGGAGGUCCCUUUCAAGAACCCCCAAAUCCAUGUCAAGAACCCCCACUUGGAUACAAUGGAAGAGGACAUUCUCUAUCACUUCAACCUGGGUACCAAGACCCACAACCUGCCUGAGAUGUUUGGAGACAUCAAGUUUGUGUGCGUCGGCGGCAGUGCCAAUCGGAUGAAGUCCUUUGCCCAGUUCAUUCACCAGGAGCUGGCCUUGCCCGGAAACAUGGAUAAUAUCACAGAUAUCUGUGAAGGAACCGACCGCUACUCCAUGUACAAAGUGGGACCCGUACUUUCUAUCAGUCAUGGUAUGGGCGUCCCCUCCAUCUCCAUCAUGCUCCAUGAGCUCAUCAAGCUGCUGCAUCAUGCCCGCUGCAUCGAUUUUGUCCUCUUCCGCAUUGGCACCUCCGGUGGAGUUGGUCUGGAACCAGGAACAGUAGUGGUCACAGACAAGGCGGUGGACUGCUUCUUCCGCAACCAGUUUGAGCAGGUGGUUCUAGGUAAGGUGAUCACCAGGAGCACAGAGCUGGAUGUGGGCGUGUCCAAGGAGCUGCUGCAGUGCUCCUCUGAGUUAGAUGACGUGCCCACCGUCAUCGGAAACACCAUGUGCACCAGUGACUUCUACGAAGGUCAGGGUCGGCUGGAUGGAGCUCUCUGCUCCUUCUCCACUGAGGACAAGCUGGAGUACCUGAGGAAAGCCUAUAACACGGGAGUCAGGAAUAUUGAGAUGGAGUCCACCGUCUUCGCAGCCAUGUGUUGUGCCUGUGGCAUCAAAGCUGCUGUCGUCUGUGUGACUUUGUUGAACCGUUUCGAUGGGGACCAGAUCUCCACCCCUCAGGAUGUGCUAGUGGAGUACCAACAGAGACCUCAGGUUCUGGUGGCCCACUUCAUCAAGAAACGCCUGGGCCUCAUCGUCUAAGCUCCCUCCGAUCACCUCUGCUGCCCAUGGAGUGUAUAUAGCUAAGGUCCCGACUAAUAUGUGGAUAUACACUGAGUGUACAAAAUAUUUAGGAACUCCUUCGUAAUAUUGAGUUGCACCCCUUUUGCCCCUGACUGAAGUGGAAAUUAACAGGUGACAUCAAUAAGGGAUCAUAGCUUUCACCUGGUCAGUCUAUGUCAUGGAAAGAGCAGGUGUUCCUAAUGUUUUGUACACUCAGUGUAUGUAUAUAGUCAUGUUGAUAUGUGAUAAGAUAUUAUUUAAAGAGUUCUAAGACUACAUGAAGAUUUUACAGAUGUGUUGUAUCGUGUAUGAUUUGUUUAAUGAAGCUCAAAGAGUGGGCUCUUACGCAAUUGUGUGGUAUAUUUGUAUGGUAUUAGAUAUUGCGGUGCUUUUGACUACCUUGACUGUAUAGAUUAAAUUGUUGGUUUCUCUGUAACUACACUGAACAAAAAUAUAAACGCAACAUGUAAAGUG
Molecule: messenger RNA, 1577 nt
Organism: Coregonus clupeaformis (lake whitefish)
Lineage: Eukaryota; Metazoa; Chordata; Actinopteri; Salmoniformes; Salmonidae
Product: uridine phosphorylase 2
Exons: 8
Coding region: 96-1082 (328 amino acids)
Biological process (GO): uridine catabolic process; nucleotide catabolic process
Cellular component (GO): cytoplasm; cytosol
Molecular function (GO): uridine phosphorylase activity
Source: RefSeq, a predicted model, not a curated record